GAGUCGGACUAUUGUACAGUGUUUGUUGGCAAGGCGGAGUUUUGCAACUAGGAACGCUUCGGCGUAGUAAAGUUCAAAGAAUUACAUUAAAUAUAUUCUGGUAUUUCACCAUUUCAUAAUUUGGAUUGAACAACACUCUUGUGGUUUUUUCCAUUGAGAAGGAACGAAAGUUGGAAGUGAACUGAAACAUAUUGGAUAUCACACAGAUUACCUGUUACUCGAUGAAAACAACCGCCGUUUGGACUGCAAGUCCGCUUCAAUCGUUGCCUGAUCUGUGAGCCAGACUCAGCGGCGCGGAAAUCGCCGUGAACUGGUAGCUCCGCCAAGACUCCGACAGACACAGGCCGUGUACUUCAUCGACUGAGGUCGCCGGACGUGAGACUUUUAGAUUUUGUGUUGGGCCACUUUAAUUUAUGAAUGAAAAUUCAUACAUGAAGCUAAUGCGAUGCAAGAAGUGUCUACAGAUCUAAGUGUAUAAAGACAGAGGAAUCACAUUGACAUUUUCAACUUGUUUUGAGGGAUAUUCUUUCAAUUCAAAUAGAAACUGUCAAAUAAAAUUGUUUCUUCAAAAUGGACAGUGCCAGAAAAUGGCAACAGUUCGCUGACCACCCCGUCACAGAUGGAUUGAUUUACUUUUACAGUGGAAUUAUCAAUAUUACAAUGCAGAGGCAUUUGUGAAACAAGACGUUCAAAUAGAUCUAUCAGUAUCAGAGACAGAAAGUGUCCACCAGAAAGAUGAACAAGUAUGAGGUGUUGGGCAUUGUUGGGGAAGGAGCUUAUGGAGUGGUCAUGAAAUGCAGACACAAGGAAUCCAAAGAAGUCAUGGCUAUCAAGAAAUUCAAGGACAGUGAAGACAAUGAAGAUGUGAGAAGAACAAUUCUGAGAGAACUCAAACUCCUACGACAACUGAAGCAAGAAAACAUUGUAGAACUCAAGGAAGCCUUCAGGCGGCGUGGGAAGCUCUAUCUCGUCUUUGAAUAUGUAGAGAAGAAUAUGCUUGAACUAUUAGAAGAGAAUCCCAAAGGAGUACCGCCAGAAAAAGUCAGGAGUUACAUCUACCAGUUGAUCAAGGCUAUCCACUGGUGCCAUAGGAAUGAUGUCAUCCACAGAGAUAUCAAGCCUGAAAAUCUACUCAUCAGUGCGAAAGACACAUUGAAACUCUGUGACUUUGGUUUUGCAAGAAAUCUUGAUGGGAAUAGCUCGGCCAACUACACAGACUAUGUAGCUACAAGAUGGUAUCGGUCUCCAGAACUUUUACUGGGAUCUGCAUAUGGUAAGGCAGUGGAUGUAUGGGCCAUCGGCUGUAUCUUAGGAGAACUCAGUGACGGCAAUGCCAUCUUCCCCGGGGAGAGUGAGAUAGACCAACUCUACAUGAUCCAGAAGAUCCUAGGUCCGCUACCCCACUACCAGAUGGCCAUCUUUGACAACAGUCCUCGGUUCUCUGGUCUGAAGUUUCCUAGCAUGUCAGUCAUAGAACCAAUCGAGAAAAAGUAUGCUGGCAUCAUUAAUGGGGUCAUGCUGGAUUUCUUAUCGCACAUGCUGAGGUUAGACCCGUCUGAACGCUACACCAUAGACCAAUGCCUGGACCACAGGGCCUUUCACACUGAGAGGUUACUCCGGAACGAGAUCCGGCCUAAGUCUGCAUUCACUACCCGGCGGCAAGAAGAGGACAGCGAUGGCACCGAUGAGCUGUCACCUAGGGAGAGUAAGAGGAAGCCAAAGAUAGUCUUCAUGGAAAACCAUGAAUCCCAACAGUCCAGGAAUGAUGCCCCGGGACGAUACCAGCAGCAGCUCCAGUCCAGGCUCCACAUCUCUGAGACCAGGUCCGAAGCAGACAUGGACAUGAGUCCCUCAAACAGACCAGACAUCAUGUCCCAGAUCCAAACACCGCAACUCAAGUUUCUCAAGUCCAAGUCCAAGAAGGCGUCCAAGGAGAACCGAGGAGAGGCAGAGCCACGCAACGAUCCCUCGGGACAUGCUCCGUUGCAGCCGUCGGGGAAGAACGUAGCAGGGUUCUUGAAGAGUUACACCCUUGGGGAGCGCAAGGAACAGAUGAUUGAUAUGUCUGGGUCAACCAGACAGUCUAAGUACUCUCAAUAUCACAAAGGAUCCAUCCUUGCUCUGUCGGAACGGAAUCAAGGAGAGGAAACGAGCCACCACGGAACAUCUCAGAAACAUGAACAACACAAGAAACAGUACUCAAUGGAUGAAGAGUCGUUACCAUACCAUGAGCCGUCAAACAAUAGGGUAGAACAUGUUAAAAGCUCAAAGAAUACGCUGAACAAGAAAAAGUCGGACACAGAGGAUAGUGAUAACGAUCAGAGUAAGGUCAUAUCCCACUGGAGCAUGGAUGGCAGCCAUGUUGGGUCACAUAACCAGACCCCUGCAGGACAGCAGGACAACGAGGGGGUAAACCCUUUUGGCAAAUACCUCAAAAGUGCCUACAAGAAACAAAGUAAGGACGCGGAAAGAUCGCAGAGAGAGGCUCACAAUCAAGAUGUCUUGCAGAGUAAACGGGAUUCAAACAAAGCCAAUCAAAAAGACACCAGAAUUCCUGGGAAUGAAAAUUCUGGUGAUAGGGUCUCCGAAUCAAAUCAGGGUGUGGACACCAGGACAGUCAAUCAUGAUCACGGUAGACUCCCUUUACCUCAUAGGACAGAAAAGAAAGGUAGGGGUAGCGAGAUCCAAGAAAGCAUAAAUCCAUACGGCGCUAGAGACACUCCGGAUCCGCAGGGUUAUGGGAGUAGGGUAUCCAACUAUGACAGCAGUAAGCAUCCACUCUCGAUAACGGCUGAAACCCCUCGGACUGUGCUUCCUAACCAGACCAAACAGUUCGGUACCUCAGAGGGCCACAUGGACGAAGAUCGGGGUAUGGACUACCAGACAGUAGGUGACACUGGUGAUAGAUGUGAUGAGAGAGGCGGGAUGGAAGAAGAGGAUAAGGUCAGUGUUUUUUUCUUUCUCAAGAUCCAUUCGUAGCCAUAAACAAAUUUUUCAAAAAAGGGCAUAAGUUGUAAAUGUAAUACAUGUUUGGAUAUUUGCUUUUUUGACAUUCUUUUCAAUAUUCUCAAUGGCUUUUUUAAUGCGUGAAAC
Molecule: messenger RNA, 3093 nt
Organism: Strongylocentrotus purpuratus (purple sea urchin)
Lineage: Eukaryota; Metazoa; Echinodermata; Echinoidea; Camarodonta; Strongylocentrotidae
Product: cyclin-dependent kinase-like 5
Exons: 13
Coding region: 736-2979 (747 amino acids)
Biological process (GO): regulation of dendrite development; protein phosphorylation; positive regulation of axon extension
Cellular component (GO): dendrite cytoplasm; nucleus
Molecular function (GO): ATP binding; protein kinase activity
Source: RefSeq, a predicted model, not a curated record